AAGACUGGUGGUGGAAACAGGAAAGUGACAAAGAGACUAACAAACAGCAAUGAGUCAAAUAACCCUAGGGCUGCUCAUCCGGUCCCCAGCCUCCACCUCUUCCACCUGAACCUGCAUCUUUACUUCAGCUUUUCUCUCCAGUUACGCAGCUAUCACAUUCAUGAACUCCGCUGGAUCUCAUCUGAAUCCCGGGUACUGCCUUUGGGCCCCAUCUCACUGCUCAGGCUCCAGCUUCUCCCCUUGCCGGUGCCUUCCUCAUUCUUUUCACGGUCUUAUUUGAGUAGGCACUUCAGGGAAGCCUGGAGGCCGUCAGCACCGGGGAGCAAGCGGAGUCCACUUACGUUGCUUAGCAACGGGCUCAACUCUUCCGCCUCCGCCUCUUCGGGCUGCUGGGCAGAGACGUACCAGCCCCGCUCAGCAUCGAUGCUUCCCCAGGGUACCUCCAUACUGCUUGUCUGCCGAUUGCCAAGCCCAUCUGCUGGACACUACCUCGGACCUUACGUCUUUUGCCUCGCCAGGGGCGGGGCUUUUCGUUCGCGACCUUCCGAGUUUCCGUACACUAGGAGAAGGAAGGGAGUCGACGCGUUUGAUGACGCCCGCCCCGUGGCGGCGAAUAGUGAUGACGUAAUUAAGGGCUGGCCCAAACACCAGCGACCCAUCUCUGACCGGUGCCAGGGCAUGAGGAUCUUAUGGAAGCCAUUUGGAUUCUCAAGAAGACUUGUGAAAGUGGAAAGCUGUAGCAUAACUAAAUCGGAAUCACUGUGUCCACUAGCUUGGACAUUGCUGACACAGAAACUUAGCAGAGCACCUUGUAUUUUUUUACCGGUUCAAAGAAAAAGAUUCUCAACUAUGCCAGAAAUAGAAACAAAUCAGAGAGAUUCUGAAUUGUUUUCACCACCCUCUGAUGUUCGAGGAAUGACAAAACUUGAUAGAACAGCUUUUAAAAAGACAGUCACCAUUCCAGUGCUUAAAGUGAGGAAAGAAAUUGUCAAUAAAUUGAUGCGACCCCUUAAAAGGGCAACACUGCAGCACCCAGGCAUAAAACGUGUAAUUGAAGAUCCAGAAAAUGAAGAAAAUAGACUAAUUAUGCUGGAUCCCUAUAAAAGGUCUUCUGAAGACUCCUUUGAGAAAGCAGAACUUGUUAUUUUAAAGCAACUUAAUGUAAAUCCACAGAUAUCUAAAUAUAAUUUGGAACUAACCUAUGAAAACUAUAAGUUAGAAGAAAUCUUGAGAGCUGUGCUUCCUGAAAGUCAAGAUGUGACUUCAGGGUUUAGCAGAGUUGGACAUAUUGCCCACCUGAACCUUCGAGAUCAUCAACUGCCUUUCAAGCAUUUAAUUGGUGAGGUUAUGAUCGACAAAAAUCCAGGAAUCACCUCAGUAGUCAAUAAAAUCAAUAAUAUUGACAAUACUUACCGAAAUUUCCAAAUGGAACUACUAUCUGGAGAGGAAAACAUGACGACCAAGGUUCGAGAAAACAACUACAGUUAUGAAUUUGAUUUUUCAAAAGUCUACUGGAAUCCUCGUCUCUCUACAGAACACAGCCGUAUCACAGAACUUCUCAAACCUGGGGAUGUCCUAUUUGAUGUUUUUGCUGGGGUUGGGCCCUUUGCAAUUCCAGUAGCAAAGAAAAACUGUACUGUAUUUGCCAAUGAUCUGAAUCCUGAAUCCUAUAAAUGGCUAUUGCACAACUGUAAAUUAAACAAAGUGGACCAAAAAGUAAAAGUCUUCAACUUGGAUGGGAAGGACUUCCUCCAAGGACCAGUCAGAGAGGAAUUAAUACAGCAGCUGGGACCACUGUCAAAAGAAAGAAAACAUUCUCUGCACAUUGUUAUGAACUUGCCAGCAAAGGCUAUAGAGUUUCUUGGUGCUUUCAAAUCACUUUUAGAUGGGCAGCCCUGCAGCAGCGAGCUUCUUCCCAUUGUGCAUUGUUACAGCUUUUCCAAAGACCCUAAUCCUGCUGAGGAUGUUCAGCAACGAGCUGGAGCGGUAUUAGGCAUUUCAAUGGAGGCGUGCAGUUCAGUUCACCUAGUAAGAAAUGUGGCCCCUAAUAAGGAAAUGCUGUGCAUCACCUUUCAGAUUCCUGCUGCUAUACUCUACAAGAACCAGACCGUAAACCUAGAGAAUCAUGAAAGUCCACCUCUUAAACGCCAGAGGACAGAUAAAGCCUUUUCAGAAGAAAAAACACAAACUGCUUCAGACACUUAAUUGGAAAUAUUUUCUCCAUCUCCCCAGAUUUUUAUGUAGUGAAAUGCAAUUUGUAUGAUUUCAUAAAAUUUCAACAGUUGUUUUAGUAAUGAAUGCUUAUCUUUUGCCCUUGCUGUUUUAAAUAAAUUUCAGAAUUGCCAAAUUAAAAUUUAGCUG
Choloepus didactylus (southern two-toed sloth) is the source of this 2361-nucleotide messenger RNA. It is a transcript of the gene TRMT5, whose product is annotated as tRNA methyltransferase 5. The coding region runs from base 424 to 2205 and encodes 593 amino acids. Gene Ontology annotation, biological process: tRNA N1-guanine methylation; mitochondrial tRNA methylation. The transcript has 5 exons. The record is from RefSeq and is a predicted model, not a curated record. NCBI's taxonomy places the organism in Eukaryota, Metazoa, Chordata, Mammalia, Pilosa, Megalonychidae. Gene Ontology annotation, cellular component: cytoplasm; mitochondrial matrix.